Lachancea meyersii CBS 8951 is the source of this 1719-nucleotide messenger RNA. The record is from the annotation of a GenBank genome assembly. NCBI's taxonomy places the organism in Eukaryota, Fungi, Ascomycota, Saccharomycetes, Saccharomycetales, Saccharomycetaceae.
AUGGCGCGUGUCAAAUCCGACAAUAGAAAACGUAAGAGAUCCGAAAGUCGCGAGCCUCUUAGCAAUGCUGUAGACGAAGAAAUCACGGAACCAUCGUCCAACGAUGAAGACGACAAUGCACAGGGAGAAUUGGCUGGAAUGGAUGAAGAUGAAGAGCUGGAUUCGGAGGAAGAAUUCCAGCAGGAAAACGCUGCUGACAAAAGGCGUCGUUUGGCCAAACAAUAUCUGGAUAAUCUGAAAGCAGAAGCGAACGAAAUAGCACAAGACGUGCAUGAAAAACUGGACGACGAACCCGGUACAGCAGAGGAAAAUUAUAACACUUUUGAUGCUCGGGACCUGGACCGCGAAAUUGUGGCCUCAAGACUGAAGCAGGACGUGGCUGAACAGCAGGGUCGUAUCUACAGAAUCAUCGGCGACAAACUCCUCAUCUCGGAAGCCAAGACUUCUUUCAGUCGCGUGGGGGAAAAAAAUCUGACCGGCAUUUCAUGCUACCAACCGGCCAUCAACAAAUUCUCACACCAGGACUCGCAAAGUAAAAAUAGCGGUAAACUUUUUGCCUACACUGUCAGCAAAGACAUGACUUUGACGAAGUACGAUAUCACAGACUUUGCAGCGAGACCUAAAAAACUGAAAUACACUAAAGGCGGACGUCGUUUUAUCCCUGAGAGCAAAUUCGAAUAUGAGAACACUACUGAGGGCCAUUAUGACGAAAUAUUGACGUUGGCGGCCUCUCCAGACGGCAGAUACAUCGUGACCGGUGGGCGUGAUAGAAAAUUGAUUGUUUGGAGCACAGAAUCGCUGGCACCCGUCAAGGUUAUCCCCACAAAGGACAGAAGAGGCGAAAUUCUCUCGUUGACUUUUCGAAAGAAUUCGGACCAGCUGUAUGCUGCUUGCGCUGACUUCAAAAUUAGAACGUACUCGAUAAAUCAAUUUUCGCAACUGGAGAUUCUGUACGGGCAUCAAGAUCUUGUUGUUGGCAUUUCUGCACUGGGGAUGGAAAGAUGCGUCACGGUGGGCUCCCGUGAUAGGACCGCCAUGCUUUGGAAAAUUGCAGACGAAACAAGAUUGACUUUCAGAGGCGGUGACGACCCUGAAAGGCUGAUGAAAAGAUGGAUCAAACAAAAUACUCACACAACGGAGGAUGGCAAAGAAGUACGUCCUCGGGAGGAGGAAAUUCCGUUGUUCUACGGAGAAGGGAGCAUUGAUUGUGUUACUAUGAUGGACGAUUCGCAUUUUGUCACUGGUUCAGACAACGGAAACAUAUCUCUAUGGUCUCUGUCGAAAAAGAAGCCUCUUUUCACGCAGCGUUGCGCUCAUGGGGUGGUCCCCUUGCCGGACUCUAAUAAGAUAUCGGCAGAGGCUGAAAGCGAAAAGCGCGAGCAACAGCUACAAAACAAAAAAAUAUCUCAUCCUUAUUGGAUCACUGCUUUGUAUGCGAUCCCAUACUCCAACGUCUUCUUGUCUGGUUCGUGGGACGGUGCGCUCAGAGUAUGGAAACUAGGUGAAAAUUUCAGAGAGUUCGAACUGAUUGGCGAGUUAUCCGGUUGUAGCGGUGUGGUGACCAAUAUUCAGACCGUGGAGAGCGGGAAACAUGGUAAGGAAACCUUUCGUGUGUUGGCAAGCGUAAGCAAAGAGCAUAGACUGGGCAGAUGGAUGAGUACUAUACCCGGGGCCAGAAAUGGUAUAUUUUCAGCCACAAUUGAACAAACAGGAUUCUGA